AUGCCCAAGCGAGCAAACUGCACCCAGGGGUACCAACUCAUCAUGUACGACAUGGACUACAAGCACCUGAAGUCGCAUCCCAGAAAGCCCAGGACCGGUGACGAUGAAGUUGACGAGCUCAUUCUUUGCAUGAACGAGUGGCGUGAGGAGGUUGAAAUGGUUGCUUACCAGAAGCUUGGGAAGAAGUUUAUCGAGCUUUGGCGUGGUUGCAAGAAGCCGGUUCUUCUACUGCAGAAGGACUACGAUCUUGAGCCACGCAUCUAUGACUCCGUCUCGCAUACCGCGGCGUGGAUCUGGGAUACUAUCAACGGCCACUUCCCCAGCAAGGAGGCCUUCCUCGCCGAAUUGGAGGAUGAGUGGGAGUUGGUGCUCCAAGGCACGUACGACGUCGAUAGCGCAGACGAGGAGAAUUUCUCCAGUACCGCCGAGGGCUCGGAGCGUGGAGCCAAAGAUGAUUACGAGAGCGGGCAGGAGUAUGACGACGACGAUGAGGACUCGCUGACACUGACUGAGAGUCACGAGUCUGACGAGGACUAUGUCGAUGAGUCGGAGGAGUCGGAGGAGUCGGAGGAGUUGGAGGACUAA
Messenger RNA from Neoarthrinium moseri, 585 nucleotides. RefSeq lists its product as uncharacterized. The coding region runs from base 1 to 585 and encodes 194 amino acids. The record is from RefSeq and is a predicted model, not a curated record. The transcript has a single exon. Lineage: Eukaryota; Fungi; Ascomycota; Sordariomycetes; Amphisphaeriales; Apiosporaceae.